CCUCCCUCCCCCCCCAACUCCUGUCCAUCCCAUCAUCAAUCAUGUCGACGGCUUGGCUCAAGGCCUUUGAGGUGCCUGACAUGCCCAUGUGGCAGCCCAUUGCGGCGUGUGUGGUGUAUGUCACUGUCAACUAUCUGCUCUCUGGACGGACGCGUGAGCAGACUCCGUCGUGGAUCAAGGGCAUGGCUCUCUCGCACAACGCGAUCAUGACGGUCUUCUCGGCUUGGGUCUGCUACGAGACUUUUGCCUUCGUUCUCCCGCGGGCCUGGGAAUGGGACUUCAUUUACUCGCCGACUUGCAACACUCUCAUGGUGGAUGACGGCUCCUCGCCGCUGCCUGCUCUCUCGUACUUCUUCUACCUCUCCAAGAUCUACGAGUUCCUCGACACCUGGAUCGUCCUCCUCAAGGGCCGCAAGCCCAUCUUCCUCCAGGUCUUCCACCACAUCGGCGCUGUCCUCAUCAUGUGGGCCCUGACCCAGUUCCGGACCGAGGCCACCUGGCUCUUCCUCUCCCUUAACUCGUUCAUCCACACUCUGAUGUACGCUCGCUACGCGCUCACCGUCGUCGGUAUCCACCCGCCAUUCAAGUCGCUCCUCACCACCAUGCAGCUUGUCCAGUUUGUGGUCGGCAUGGGCCUUUCCGCCCCGUAUUUCUUCAUCGAGUGCCUCACUGGCCCGGCGUUCUGGGCCCUCGCGUGCAACAACACCUACGUCACCAUCCUGGUCUUCCUCUUUGCCGACUUUUUCAAGAAGAACUACCUCGCCAAGAAGCCCAAGAAGGAGUAA
Thecamonas trahens ATCC 50062 is the source of this 785-nucleotide messenger RNA. RefSeq names its product fatty acid elongase. The transcript has a single exon. NCBI's taxonomy places the organism in Eukaryota, Apusomonadida, Apusomonadidae. Gene Ontology annotation, molecular function: fatty acid elongase activity. Gene Ontology annotation, biological process: fatty acid elongation, saturated fatty acid; sphingolipid biosynthetic process; very long-chain fatty acid biosynthetic process. The coding region runs from base 42 to 785 and encodes 247 amino acids. Gene Ontology annotation, cellular component: endoplasmic reticulum membrane. The record is from RefSeq and is a predicted model, not a curated record.